Messenger RNA from Xyrauchen texanus (razorback sucker), 2689 nucleotides. RefSeq names its product cugbp, Elav-like family member 3a (gene celf3a). The transcript is spliced from 14 exons. Gene Ontology annotation, biological process: mRNA splice site recognition; regulation of alternative mRNA splicing, via spliceosome. The coding region runs from base 282 to 1664 and encodes 460 amino acids. The record is from RefSeq and is a predicted model, not a curated record. Gene Ontology annotation, molecular function: mRNA binding. Gene Ontology annotation, cellular component: ribonucleoprotein complex; nucleus; cytoplasm. Lineage: Eukaryota; Metazoa; Chordata; Actinopteri; Cypriniformes; Catostomidae.
UUUCCACACCCCGAGGGAGGACAGGAGAUGGACGGGAGGGGGACACCGGCUUUCAACGUCAAAAGCUACGGGUUAUACAGAGUGCCAACACCGUGAAUAUAGGCUACAGCUUUUCCGUGCGUCUUCGUCACUGCCUCUGUAUUAAAUCAGCUUUCACGAUUCAAACCUUUCCACCGGGACUCGUAAAUACCAUCGCGACUCUUCCCCCUCCGCUGAGCCGCUCUCCAGUGCUGAAAUCCCGGGCGCAGCUGUCGCUCCGUUCCCUUUCGGAAGCUGUCCUAAUGAAGGAGGCCGACGCCAUCAAGCUCUUCGUUGGCCAGAUCCCACGGAAUCUGGAGGAAAAGGACCUUAAGCCCAUCUUUGAGCAGUUUGGAAAGAUCUAUGAGCUUACAGUGAUCAAGGACAAGUAUACGGGAAUGCACAAAGGAUGUGCAUUCUUGACGUACUGUGCGAGGGAGUCUGCCUUGAAGGCCCAGAAUGCAUUGCACGAACAGAAGACUUUGCCGGGGAUGAACCGCCCCAUUCAAGUGAAGCCAGCAGACAGUGAGGGCCGAGGAGACAGGAAGUUGUUUGUGGGGAUGUUGGGGAAGCAGCUGUCUGACACGGAUGUCAAAAAAAUGUUUGAGCCUUUCGGGAGUAUAGAGGAAUGCACAGUACUUAGAGGACCUGAUGGAGCCAGCAAAGGUUGUGCGUUUGUAAAAUAUCAGAAUAAUGCAGAAGCGCAAGCGGCCAUCAGCACGCUACACGGCAGCCGCACACUCCCGGGUGCGUCCUCGAGUUUGGUGGUGAAGUUUGCCGACACAGAGAAGGAAAGAGGGAUCAGGCGUAUGCAGCAGGUGGCCUCCCAACUGGGUGUCAUAAGUCCCAUGAGUCUACACCUGGGCGCAUACAACGCCUACACACAGGCACUUGUCCAGCAGCAGGCCUUGGUGGCUCAGUCUGCAUAUCUGUCUCCCGUGGCAACAGUUGCAGCGGUGCAGAUGCAGCAGUUGGCUGCUCUUAAUCCCAACAGCAUCAUUGCAACGCCCAUCGCCUCAAUCACGCCCUCUUCAGGUACGAACACUCCUCCAGCCAUUGCUGCCACGCCAGUGUCUGCUCUGCCUCCACCAAUCGCAGUCAACAGUUACCCCCAAGUUCCCGCACCUCCCAAUGGCCAGUCAGCCUCUGAAGCCCUCUACACCAAUGGUGUCCACCCAUAUCAGGUUUUAUUAUCUGUUUCCCCUUUAGCUCAGAGUCCCGCAUUGGAUCCUCUACAGCAGGCGUACACAGGCAUGCAACACUACACGGCUACAUAUCCUGCUGCUUAUGGAUUGGUCGGUCAACCUUUUCCACAUCAGCACACUUUGGUAGCCCAGCAUCCCCAGCAGCCACAGCAGCUGCAACAACGAGAAGGUCCUGAAGGCUGCAAUAUCUUUAUUUAUCAUCUGCCUCAGGAGUUCACGGACUCAGAGAUGCUGCAGAUGUUCCUGCCCUUCGGUAACGUCAUCUCAGCCAAGGUGUUUGUUGACCGAGCCACCAACCAGAGCAAAUGCUUUGGUUUCGUAAGCUUUGACAACCCGGCGAGCGCUCAGGCCGCCAUCCAGUCCAUGAACGGCUUUCAAAUCGGCAUGAAGAGGCUUAAAGUUCAGCUGAAGAGGCCUAAAGACGCCAACCGCCCAUACUGAGUCAUACAGGUAUGAAAGGAGAGGACUAACGGAGUCAUAUGCGAGUCACUUUUCUGCCGCUGCAAAUUGUGGGACCAACAACUUUCGCAAAUCUACAGUAUAAAAGCCUACCAAGAUUAUUUAAACAAAAAUAUACAUUUAAUAGAGACAGACUUAUCACACAAGGUGCCGGCUAAAUAUAAAAUGUACUACCUUAACAGUAUACAAUAUAGGACCAAUAAUUUUCUGCAAAUGAUGGAAACAGGCACAGCCAGCCAGUUAACGUGCUAGGGAUGCAAUGCCACCCGCUCUUCUGCUUCACACGCUAUUGUGCCAAGUGCUUGGGGGUCAUGACCUUUCUUCCCUCAGCCCACACAUCAAUGCCCUGCACACACAAAUGGGACCAACACAAAUAUGUCAGUACUGCAAAGUUUCAUUUCUGGGUAAAAAUGAUGUGUGCUAACCGCAGAGGUCUUUUUUGCAGCAAUCUACAAUGUGUAUAUAGAAAUUCAAGGGGACCAUGUGUAGACAUAUCGAAACGGUUGGGAGGGUGGGACUGGGUCAAUGUGAUCAAAGCAAGGAAUCAUGGGUAUGUAGCUAGAGAAAGAAUGUCCUUUGGGGAUUUUGGAGAUAUUGCUCUGGUCUCUAAUCUGAGUCUGGUUAUACAUAGUUCUUCAAUUUGAAUACUUACAGAAAUGAAUGACUUGUGGUAUAGGAUGCUGGUCCUAUAUUGCAAGCAUCCCUAAAAUAACUGAAUAUAGUUGAUCACAGAAAGGCUGUAGUUAGAGUUUUAUUUUUAGGUUUGUUAGUUUUUCUUUAUUUUUUAAUUGUUGAUGAUUCAAGAAGAUUCACGAAAGUUAAAAACAUUUAAAAAUGUAUUUCAUUGUAUAUAUCAUGCUUUUAAAUUGAAGGUCAAGAUUUAAACAUUUGGGAUAUUAUUAUUAUUACAAUUAUUGUUGUUGUUAUUAUUAUUAUUAUUUUAAUUUGUUUGCAAUUAAUUUAUCAAUUUCUUGAUGAAGGACAUUUUUUUAAAUUAUUUAUGAAGA